Molecule: messenger RNA, 4457 nt
Organism: Bemisia tabaci
Lineage: Eukaryota; Metazoa; Arthropoda; Insecta; Hemiptera; Aleyrodidae
Gene: CysRS
Product: cysteine--tRNA ligase, cytoplasmic
Biological process (GO): cysteinyl-tRNA aminoacylation
Cellular component (GO): cytoplasm
Molecular function (GO): ATP binding; cysteine-tRNA ligase activity
Source: RefSeq, a predicted model, not a curated record
AUUUCUGUAACUUACUUCGAUUCCUACCCUAACCUGAGCCUCGUGCUAACUUCUUUUCGCUCAUUCAAAGUCAUAAGUCAAAUCGUAUUGUUAGUAGUUCUGAAUAGAGCGUCCGGUUUUCCAUCCAACGAAAUUCGACUCAUCCAUUUAUCCAAUUCUGCUCUCCCACAAUUUAAUACUUUUUCGUGCGUGUUAAGUUGGACUCUUAAACGUUUCAGUCCGUUUGACACCCAGUACCAACCCAUAACGCGACAAUAAACGGAGUUAUAAACUUUUAAAGUUUCCACAUUUUGUCCAACCUCUUAAAUUGACUCGAUCCACUGUGCGUCGCGUCGCUCGGAGGAGAAGAAGAAAGUAGAAAUAAGCCACGUAUCCUGCUUUAUUUUAAAAAUUACUCUUCAACUACAGUAUUUUAGGGGGAAAUGUUUGGUGCCGACCUGGAAAGUAGUGUUAUAGGUGAAUUAAGUAGCUUGAAUAUGUCAAAAAGAUCACAGCCAGCAUGGGAGCCUCCUACUUGCUCCAAUAAACCUGUUUUGAAACUCUUUAACAGCCUUACAAGGCAGAAAGAAGUGUUUGUCCCUCAAACGAGUAAUCAUAUAAAAUGGUACAGUUGUGGUCCAACUGUUUAUGAUGCCUCUCAUAUGGGUCACGCCAGAUCCUAUGUAACUUUUGAUAUUCUACGAAGAAUUCUGGCAGAUUAUUUUGGCUAUGAAAUAUCGUAUGUCAUGAACAUAACAGAUAUAGAUGAUAAGAUUAUUAAACGAGCCCGCCAAAAUUAUCUUUACCAACAGUAUUUAGAAAAAAAUCAUGAUCUAAGCACAACGCUUCUUCAUGCAAAGAAUGUAUUAGCUGAUGUCUCAGCAAAAGUGAAAGUAACGCAGGAUGACGAUAAGCGAGCAAUGCUUGAUAGGAUGGUUGGCAAAAUUACUGCAGCAGUGGAUUCUUUGGAAAAAGUUGUUGAAGCAAAUGAUGCAGAAAAUACUCUCAAAUAUCAAAAGGUUUUACUGGAGGAGAUGAAAGAUCCUUUGUCGGACUGGUUAGAUGGUGAACUUGGUGCCAAAGUCACUGAAAAUUCUAUUUUUUCAGAACUACCAAAGCACUGGGAGGCUGAAUUCCACCAAGACAUGGACUCCUUAAAUGUUUUAAGACCAGAUGUUCUCACACGGGUCAGUGAAUUUGUACCUGAAAUCAUUGCGUACAUUGAAAAAAUUAUUGAUAAUGGAUUGGCCUAUGAGUCUAAUGGCUCUGUCUACUUUGAUGUCGGUGCAUUCGACUCUAAAUCCAAUCAUCAUUAUGCAAAAUUAGUUCCUGAGGCUUAUGGUGAUGUCAAGUCUUUACAGGAGGGUGAAGGUGAUCUUAGCUGUGAAACGAAAGAUAAGCACUCGUUGAAUGAUUUUGCUUUGUGGAAAGCAUCAAAAGCAGGAGAACCAAGGUGGGACUCACCAUGGGGUCAAGGCAGACCUGGAUGGCACAUUGAAUGCUCCGUUAUGGCAUCAGCAAUUUUGGGGGAUUCCAUGGAUAUUCAUACAGGAGGUGUAGAUUUGAAAUUUCCUCACCAUGAUAAUGAACUCGCUCAAGCAGAGGCGUAUUAUGACAACAAUCAUUGGGUGCGUUACUUCCUCCACUCAGGUCACUUAAAAAUAGCCGGCUGCAAAAUGUCAAAAUCGUUGAAAAAUUUUGUCACAAUCCAAGAUGCGCUGAAGAGACAUUCAGCACGUCAACUGAGGUUUGCUUUUCUACUGCAUGCCUGGAAAGACACUCUAGACUAUAGUGAUAAUACCAUGGAGAUUGCUGUAAGCUAUGAAAAAAUGGUGAAUGAAUAUUUCCUCAGUAUCAAAGAUAUAAUUCGCAGCUCAAAAGAAAGUAGCUUAUCGGAUUCCUACGAAAAGUGGUCAGGGCGUGAGUUAGAUUUAUAUAAAAAAUUCGUCCAAACAAAAGAAAACGUUCACAAAGCUUUAUGUGAUAAUAUUGAUACCCGUAGUAGUUUAGAUGCUUUGCGGGAAUGCAUAACAUCUUGUAAUAUUUAUUGCCGCGACAGUGGAUCAAAAUUAAAUGUCACUCUCCUCCACCAAAUAGCUUUGUAUAUUACUAAAAUGAUGAAAAUCUUUGGAACCAUUACCUCUGACAACCAAAUUGGUUUUCCAUUAGCAAGCAACAGCACCUGUAAUCCAUCCAACGUUGAGGAAAUUGCAAUGCCAUACUUAAUGAUAUUAUCUCAGUUUCGAGAUGAUGUCCGUACCAUUGGAAAACACUUAAAAGCCAGUGAAAUUUUGCAGUUGUGUGAUAAACUCAGAGACGAUAUUUUACCUAAUGUAGGAGUUCGCUUGGAGGAUAUUGAAGGGAGACCCUCUGCUGUGAAACUAGUGGAUAAAGAAACACUAUUACAAGAAAAGGAAGCCAAGAAAGCUGAGGAGGCAAAACGAGCCGCAGAAAAGGCUGAAAAACAAGCAAAGUUAGCAGCAGCCCAGGCUUUGAAAGAUGCGCAAAGAAAAAUCCCACCCAGUGAACUUUUUAAAAGUGAGACUGACAAGUAUUCCCAGUUUGAUGAAACUGGUCUACCAACUCAUGAUCAGGAAGGAAAAGAAAUCAGCAAGGGUUUGAGGAAAAAGUUGCAAAAAUUACAGCAAGCUCAAGAAAAGAAGUACAACGAAUAUUUGGAUUCCAUGAAAAAUGGAAUUUAAUUUAAAUAAAUAGCUAUCUAUGUAAGAUUGUAGAAGAAUGUGGUAUGAGGUUUUUUUCUUAAUCAGGGCACUGGUAAAUGAGACUAUGAAAUGCUUUGAAUGUAUACUCUGAGCAACGUUUUAAAUCUUUAAAUCAAAUCAAUCAAACCCAAUUUUAUUUGAAGGUACAUGUUGGCCAUGAAACUUUCAAACCAUGUAUCUUGGUUUGAGACUGUGCAGACUUCCUGGCGUACUUUAUUUGUCAAAUAGAAAGCUACUCAAUGUCAACGCUUAAAAGCUACCUUGAUUUUUCCUCUCUCUGUGCGGAGAAAAUUCUUUGAAAACUUGAAGAAAUCAUGUUGAUUUGUUUCUCCUUUAAAAAAAUUAAAUAGGAGCAGAGAUUUUAAAACACUGCAAAUGAGAUGCGUUGUGUGAGUGUCUUACUAUCAAUAUUACUGUCGUCAAAUUUAUGAAUGCCAGGCUGAAAUGUAAUGCAAUAGCCAAACUAAUGUGUACUUCUAAGUUUUCAAACUAUACCCUGUGGUUGGAGAGUAAUCCUCUUUUCUUACAUAAUUUCGUAAGACCCGUCAUUCUCUUCUUUUUCCAGUGACAUUUAGUAAUAUUUUUUAAUUGAUUUGUCUGUAAUUCUUAUGAGAUGCCUUUUGAAUUAUUCUUCAGGCUGUUUCUUUUUUUGUAAAAGCAAAAAUUUUAUAUGAAAAUUAUUGUAAGGUCAAGUUAAAGGAUGCUCACUCUUCUAUAAAUGCUAGAUUUGCAUUACGAAUGCAUUUGUAGUUUUUAAGGUUAUCGUACUAUUAAAUACUUUUCAGCACAAGAAUCAUGAAAGGGAAAAACCUGCCUCUGUGAUAACUGGUACUUGUUUUAUCUCAAAAUAUUAUUCUAGUAAUUUAUUUUAUUGCUAAAUGAUCUUCUCAUUAUUUAUUUAUAUGUAGGUAUUUAAAACACUUGUUUACAUUUUCCUUUAUUCAUUUUAAAUCUUCUCGUGUUUGUGGCAAGACCUGACGUCCUACCCAUAUUGAUUUUUAGUGCAUUAGCAUUGUAAGGAUGAUUGAAUCCUCCAAUUUUUCUCAGUUGGAUAUCAAAGUCACUACCUUCUCAGCACAAGGCAAUCAGAUUAAACUAUGAUAAGAGUUAGUACAUUCAGGCCCAGUUGAGUUGUUAUUACCAAGUGGUUCGAGUGGGACUGUAUUUUGUAAUAAGGAACAAUGAUUUCUGGUUCACUCAUUAAAACACCUAUAUACAUAGAAAAACUAAUGGCACAUGUGUUUUUUCUUAAAUGAGUCAGAAAUUGUACUUUCUAAUUGCAAAAUGUAUUCCAACUAGAAGCAGAGUGUUCUCAUUUGAUCAUGAUGAAAAUUUCUAUCCAUUAAGUUAAUGGCAAUAUUUACUCACAGGUAUACCUAAUUGAUCAAUUUUUAUUAUUCUUAUGGUGGAAGAAGCUUCACUUGGCAGUUGUAGUUUGUGUUUUGAGUUCUCAAAGUGAAGCAAAUGAGUAUUGAAAUAGCAACAGCCUUUACUCAUGAUGCCUAUGUAACUGCUAUGUUUUCAAUUAGGCUUAAGUAAUCCAUUGAAGUAUUAUAGGUUAAUGUAUUUUUAUCUGAGCUGAUUCCUUCUUUUUUUCACUUGUUUUCAUAACGUCAGCGAGAACUUAACAGCAGCAAAUAAUUUGCUUUUCUUGAAACUUCCCUCAAUUUACUGUAUACAUUUCUAUUCUCCAAUCAAAGUAAAAUAUUUUUGUAAGUCCGAUUUUGUCAAAUAAAAUUCAGAAUAAAUAAUCUU